Paramecium octaurelia is the source of this 357-nucleotide messenger RNA. NCBI's taxonomy places the organism in Eukaryota, Ciliophora, Oligohymenophorea, Peniculida, Parameciidae. The record is from the annotation of a GenBank genome assembly.
AUGGAAUUAUUAGAAGUAAAAAGCGAAAACACUUUUAUUUCCAAUUCAACUGUGCAUAAUUUUGAGUGAAUUCUUCUUCAUUAUUUUUGCCAUGGCUGAGUUUGAUUCCCAAAACUAUGAAAAAGAUAAAAGUUAUUUCGAAGCAUUUAUUCAAACAAAAACUCUGGAACACCUAAGAACUAUAUAUUGAAAGAAGUUCAGUUUGAUUUGGACAUUUCAUAUAGAUGACCUGUGCCCACUAUGUAAGUUUGGCUUAGUCUAAGUAUAGAUUCUUUCUAUCCAAAAAGUAGAAUAAAAAUGAAAUACUUAACCAGCCUAAAGUUGAUAAACCCACCAUAAAUACAAAUUUCCAAGUUA